GAAAAACCUCACCUACUCUCGCGGGUCCUCAGCGUUCUCCUGCGGAACCUUUGAACGGCGUACUCGAGCCCACAGGGGAAAAGCAGCGGAAGGGGUCUUUCGGACCGAUUCGAAACGAAAGGAAGCGGAACAAACGCGGAACCAUGGCCGCUAUGGUUGCUGUUUGCGGUGGUCUAGGGAGGAAGAAGUUGACACGCCUGGUAACGGCUGCUGUCAGCCUUACACAUCCCGGGACUCACACGGUGCUUUGGAGAAGAGGUUGUUCACAAUAUAAACAGGUAUCCAGCAACGAGGACCUGCCCAUUACAAUGGAAAAUCCUUAUAAAGAACCUCUUAAGAAAUGUAUCUUGUGUGGAAAGCGUGUAGAUUAUAAGAAUGUACAGCUUUUGUCCCAGUUUGUUUCUCCAUUUACUGGAUGCAUUUACGGAAGGCACAUUACAGGUCUUUGUGGGAAGAAACAGAAAGAAAUCACAAAAGCAAUUAAGAGAGCUCAAAUACUGGGGUUCAUGCCAGUUACAUACAAGGAUCCUGCAUAUCUCAAGGACCCUAAAGUUUGUAACAUCAGAUAUAGAGAAUAAAUUAUAUCACGUUUCCACCAAUAAACUUAUUUUACAGUAAGUGGUUGUAUGAUGCCAAUAUUGACUCAAACCAAACUUUGGAUAGAAAAGUGUUUGAGGAAUGAGGUAAAGAAUGACAGUUCCCUUCAUACCAAUGUCCAUUAAGCAGAUUGCUUAUUUAAAAUGUUAACACUCAUCACAUUUUACAUAUGUUGAAUAAAAGUGGUUCUGUGUGAUUUUCAUUUGUAUCUGAUCCCCAAAUAGCUCAUACAAUAAUCCAUUCAAUUGAAUGGAAUUAAAACUGCUCAGAAUGAUUUUUCAACUAGCAAAUGUAAGUAUGCCUGGUUAAAGUAUCUUCCCUUUGUAGAAAUGUUACAUUGGGAUGGAUAGUGGUGUUGUCACAGGAGGACAAAAUAUUCCUAAACAAGUCUAUCCUCAAACCAGUAUUGUCUUUUACAUAAAGAUGAUUUACACCUAAUAGACAUUGAAUAUGAUAGACAUGUAUGUAUAUAUGUAUCAAUUCUGAGUUCCACUGGCCUAUCCCAAAUACACUGGAUUACCAGGCUUGUACUGUAUUCAAAAUGAUGGAUUUGCUAAAUUUCGUGCAGGGGACUCUAGGGGAGAGGUUUGUGUUGCAUUAUAGUUGUGUAGUAAUUAAGGCUGCCAGAUUUAGCAAGUACAAAUGUAGGACAAAUUUAAAUUUUAGAUGAUGUUUUGCAAAUUUAUUGCAUGGUAUCCAGCAUUUUAUCUGGCAACUCUAGCCAUAACGUACCUUUUUCAUAUAAAUUUCCUUCCAUAUUGUGAAAAUAAGGCUAUUCUUGCUUUUCCAAUAUUUUUCUUUUUUAAUAGAGAUGGGUCUCAAUACGUUGCCCAGGCUGGUCUCUAACUCCUGGCGUCAAUCCUCCUGCCUUGUCUUCCCUAAGUGCUGGGAUUACAGGUGUGAGCCACUGUGCCUAGUCUCACUUUUCCAAUUCUAAAGAAUGUUUCUGUGUAAGUCUUCCCCUCAACAACUUAGUGAAAGGUGAAAAAAAGGUUUGGAAAUAAAAGCAUCUCAUGUUUGAAAAA
Rhinopithecus roxellana (golden snub-nosed monkey) is the source of this 1622-nucleotide messenger RNA. RefSeq names its product mitochondrial ribosomal protein S18C (gene MRPS18C). The transcript has 6 exons. The coding region runs from base 144 to 578 and encodes 144 amino acids. Gene Ontology annotation, biological process: mitochondrial translation. The record is from RefSeq and is a predicted model, not a curated record. Gene Ontology annotation, cellular component: mitochondrial small ribosomal subunit; ribosome. Gene Ontology annotation, molecular function: small ribosomal subunit rRNA binding; structural constituent of ribosome. Lineage: Eukaryota; Metazoa; Chordata; Mammalia; Primates; Cercopithecidae.